GCUAUUUGUUAUUGUUCUUGCUCUUGUUAUUGUUUUUCCGGUUUCUUUCUUUUGCUUUCCCAAAGUCUACAGCGGCUUAAUGACGGCGUUACCGAAGGCUGACGAUGAUCUCCAGCAGAAGCGCCAUGUACAGGGACCCAAAGUGUGCGUUGAUUACUUGUCUUAUCGAUUCGACGAGAUGGAUCUCGCAGCGUCCUGGCGUGUGGUGACUAAACAGAAAAACGACAUUAUCGAUGGUAUUCGUUUAGAGAAUGCGUCCUGGAGGACUUGGGCCAAAACAAGAAAUAAUUUAAAGACUGUUCCCCCGCAAACGUUAAACUGGCUCAAAGAGAGUGAUGUGACCUGGCUAUAUGGACCACUGCAUACUGUGAUCGAUCGUCUUGAAGAAUCUCAGGAUGCUCAGCAAACACUCGAUAACACCAGAGACGCAUUGGGCCUGAUGACAUCGUAUUCGAUACAAGCACCGUGGUUAAAGCCUGCACUCAAGAAAACAACCAUCAUUGAUGAGUGGAAACGUUCGGCUCGUCAACUUUCGUCGAGCAUUGAUACAGCGACUAUUCAGCCAGCGACAGCCGCUCUUCUAUCACAGCCCGUCUCCCGCCAAACACGGCUUCGAUUUAAUCAUCAGGUGGAACAAUGUAUUGCCGUCUCCAGCGAGGAAGAAAACAAUGGUCACGACACGGAUCAGUCCGACGAUGACAACGAAUACAGUCACAACAUAUAUAUACAAGAGCAUACAUAUCCUCAUGUUGAAGACUAUGAUUUCCCCACCGAUGACGAGGACCAAACCGAUGGCGCAUGGUCCAUUCAGAGACGGGACAGCAUUUUACACUGUGCAUCUACCAGUAGAAACCCAACCCCUGUCACUCCCGACUGUCGUCCAUCCUCUAUCAAAAAGAUCGCCCCUACUCGCUUGAAGCGAUCCCAUUCAGAUCCUGAAACCGACGAGGUGUCCUCUGUAUCUUCGUUCUCCACGACAUCAACCAAUUCUAUAUCACGAUACAGUGGUCUCAUGGUUCAUUCAUCACCGUAUCAUUCAUCCUCCGACAGCGACGAAGGCGAUGAAUUAGACGAGCGAGCCAGACAUCAAGAAAACGAUCAUGAUGAUGAUCAGGAUAGUCCAUCAAGUACUGUCCAUACGCCCACAUCAACGUCUCCAGAAAAUGGUCCGUCCAGUCACAGUUCGCAAACAAGCGCCCAUGAAGAUGGCAGCGAAGAAGACGAACCACAGUCAGCGCAUGUAGCUGAAAAGUUGUCAUACAGUAAGGAGAAGUUACCCAUGCCGUUUGAUGAUAAGGUCGCUCCUGCCGAACCUAUCUUGACAACAACUCGUCACAUCGAUGAACAAUCCAUCUCUUCAACAGCCAUUACCACAGCAACUACUGCCACAAAAUCUUCGUUUCUCGACAACAUUACUCAAUGGGCUACGUCGUUUCUAUGGCCAGGCAAAUCCCAUUCAUCCUUCUCCGCCAUUAAGGAUAGAUCUACGGCACCAUCAUAAAUUAUAUACUCCAUCCUAUCUAUCAUCAUUUGUAUGGCUCUUAAUCAACGCAUUGCAUCGUCAUUUUUUCCCUUUCCCUCACCUCGUCAUAAUAUAUUCCAUCCAAGUAUCCUAGAGAUUCAUGAAAAAUGUAUUUUUUGUAAUUAUAUCAUUUCUAAACAAAGACUGGGUGCCCAUGUUCAUCGUCG
This is a messenger RNA of Radiomyces spectabilis, 1689 nucleotides long. RefSeq lists its product as uncharacterized. The record is from RefSeq and is a predicted model, not a curated record. The transcript has 2 exons. NCBI's taxonomy places the organism in Eukaryota, Fungi, Mucoromycota, Mucoromycetes, Mucorales, Radiomycetaceae. Bases 80 to 1501 code for a protein of 473 amino acids. Gene Ontology annotation, biological process: protein catabolic process in the vacuole; cellular response to glucose starvation.